UGGCGCUAUCCGUUCAACAAGAUCUAUGGACAGCUGUCAUUUCCCUUGUCAUUGAAUAUUAGCGGCUACGCCGUACUUUAACGAUCUGCUGCAGAUCUGUCGUACGAGACUGUUCGUCCGCAAAAGGAUUGUCCAAAUGAGUUCCUUGCAUCUGGCAGAUGGCUCUGAGAAGCCAGCAGAAGUGGAAGGUCAGGGGCGUCUGUACAGCAUGACGUAUUGCCCUUUCGCUCAUAGAAUACGUCUUGUGCUCAGUCUGAAGGAAGUCCCGCACGACAUUGUCAAUAUUAAUCUGCAGAACAAGCCGCAGUGGUUGUUUGAAAUUCAUCCAGAUGGCAAGGUACCUACUUAUGUAGAUGCAGAUGGCACAGUAAUAACGGAUUCUAUUGUAGUGGCGAAUUACUUGGACGAGAAAUACCCUGAACCGCCUUUAUACAACGAUGAGACAAAGAGUCGCGAUUUAGAGUUGUUAGAUCACUUUUCUAAGAUUAUGGACACUUUUGCGAAUUGCAUAUUUGGAAAGGACAAGAGACAAUUUGAAGAGAUUUUCACUGAGGUGACGGACGACUUACAAGAAUUUGAAGAUGAGCUAAAUGUACGCAAGACAACUUUCUUUGGAGGGAGUAAUCCAAAUAUGGUGGACAUUCUAAUAUGGCCUUGGUUUGAGCGCGCAAAAGCUCUUACUCUACUUUACAAACAACGUGCAAGUCUCGAUAAAGAAAGAUUCCCUCGUAUUAUGGAAUGGGUCGGUGGAAUGAAGAACCAACCUUUUGUUUUAAAACACAGAUGCUCAUAUGAUAAGUUCGCAAAAUUCGUAGAAGCUAUAAGAACAGGAAAUGUUGAUUAUGACAAUCUUUAAACGUAUUAUGCCACAAAUCAAAAUUUUAUAUUAUGCCAGUAUAUCAAAAUGCUCCAAAAAAUAAUACAAAAUGGCUUGACAUAAAUUAAUAUAUUAAUGUGAUAUCAAACGUAUCAAUGCAAGUAUUAUUAACUUCAAUAAUAUGUUUGAUCUCAUUUGGAGUACUAUUCUGUACAUGAUAGCUGUUGAUUCGAUAUAAAUAUCGUUGCGCAUAUUUUUUUU
This is a messenger RNA of Monomorium pharaonis (pharaoh ant), 1078 nucleotides long. RefSeq names its product glutathione S-transferase omega-1. Gene Ontology annotation, biological process: glutathione metabolic process. The transcript has 6 exons. Gene Ontology annotation, cellular component: cytoplasm. Lineage: Eukaryota; Metazoa; Arthropoda; Insecta; Hymenoptera; Formicidae. The coding region runs from base 137 to 856 and encodes 239 amino acids. Gene Ontology annotation, molecular function: glutathione dehydrogenase (ascorbate) activity; glutathione transferase activity. The record is from RefSeq and is a predicted model, not a curated record.